Molecule: messenger RNA, 1470 nt
Organism: Rotaria sp. Silwood1
Lineage: Eukaryota; Metazoa; Rotifera; Eurotatoria; Philodinida; Philodinidae
Source: the annotation of a GenBank genome assembly
AUGGCGACACAACCCGUACCAAUUCAACGUACAAAUACAAAUUCAAAUAGUUCAAAUAACAAAAAUGAUAUAUGGUUUAAUGCAUUUGAUUUUGCACCUGGUCAAGAUGAAAAUAUUCGUUGGCUUAGUCGUCCAAAUCAACAAUUAGUAUACGAAAAACAUUCUCAUGAUACAGAGAAAUUUCGUAUUACAUUUGACGUUGAAAAUUUUCAACCUGAUCAAAUUAAAAUUUAUAUUCAAAAUCAUAAAUUAACCAUAUCAGGUGUUUACGAAGAACGUACUGAAAAUCGUCUUGUACAAAAAAAAUUCGAAAGAAACUUUGAUCUCCCAGCUAAUGCUGAUGUUGAUUCAAUCGCAUCAUUUAUAACUGCAGCUCAUAUGCUUGUCGUUGAAAUUCCACUUCAUGCAUCAACACAAGUUGAUCAUUUAAAUAUUAACAAUAAUCGAAAUGAUCAACGUCGUCUAUCAUUUUCAUUAAAUAAAUUUAAUACAUCAAAUAAUCAAGGUUUCUUAUCACCAUCAAAUGAUACCUCGGAUUCUUCAACAGCAGGUCAACAAGUUCGAAGAACAUCUGUUACAAAAACUACAAGAACAACCACAACAACGACAACUGGCUCAACUGAUCUUCCACGAGAAGCAGCUGAAUUAUUGAAAAGUGUGGAUACAGCAACUGGUAGCAGUAUUCAUACUUAUACUACACAUACAUCGGAACGUCACUCAUCGAAUACAGACAAUCAAAAAAUUGAUGUGACUGAAUCUAAUAGAUCAUUAUCAACAGCAAUUAAUAAACAAACAAUAUCAACAAGUUCGGAUUUGGCAAAUUUACCAAUAGAAAUUCCACCAGAACUUUUGGCUAGUGGUGGUACAAUAACAAUCGAGAAAAGAAAAGUGUCAAUAAUAAAAGGAGUCGAUGGAAAUACUGAUCAAGUUGUUUCUGUACCAAUUACACAUAGCAAUAAUACACAAUCAACGUCAACUAAAACUACUGAUCAAGUUGUUUCUGUACCAAUUACACAUAGCAAUAAUACACAAUCAACGUCAACUAAAACUACAAAUACAACAAGCAAUACAUCGCAAAAUACAUUAAAUCAACAACAGUCAAGUACUAGUGAACUUAGUAGUUCAAAAACAACGUCAAGUACUAAUCAAAGUAGAAAGUUUACACUUGAAGAAUUUCUUCAAAAUAAAACCUGGAAUCCAUCACUUGUUGAUGGUCUUGAUGGCAAGAAAAUUCUUUAUAUGCGUUUACAAAUGAAGCCAGGUACAACAUUAGAUCAAAUGAAAAUUUCACUUAAUGGAUAUGAUCUACGUAUCGAAGUAAAUAAUAAAGUAUCAACUGAUGGUCAUCACUAUAUGAAUGAACAUAGUUAUCGUCAAGUUACUCUUUUUCCGACUUGUGAAGUCGAUCAUUUGAAAACAGAAUUAAAAGAUGAUGGUUUUCUUCAUAUUCAAGUCCCCAUCAAAUUAUAA